AAGGCUUACAGUACAGUGUCGUCAGUGUUUAACCGGAAGUUAAAGCUGUCUGCCGUGUUCUUUCCCCUAAGUCUGUGAGCUAACACGGCGCCCCUUUUUACGUACACUGCGUUCUUCUCCCCUAGCAAGCGCCGGUGUGAGUGAAGGCUGCGCCCUCGCAAUGGAGCUUCGUGAAUCGCCGUUGUUCGUACCGGUUGUGUAAGCCGCCGGACUUUGUACUGUAGUCGGCUUUGGAGCCGCCAUCUCCGUCUCUGGCCACGGACGGGUUGCGCUAUGGCUACCUCGGGUGCCGUUAACCUUCUCCUGCGGGCCGCGGCCGCCUCCUGGCACCGGCUUCUCUCCACUUCCCGCGGCGUUGCAAGACCAGGUAGUCCCAGCCGGUUCUUCCAUGCUUCAGCUCCGGCUUGGCUCAGCUCAGAAGAUAAAAUUACUGUGCACUUUAUAACUCGUGAUGGUGAUAAACUAACAGCCCAGGGAAAAAUUGGAGACUCGCUUCUAGAUGUUGUGGUUGAUAACAAUCUAGACAUAGAUGGCUUUGGUGCAUGUGAAGGAACACUUGCUUGCUCUACAUGUCACUUAAUCUUUGAAGAUGACGUAUUUAAAAAACUAGAUGCGAUUACUGAUGAGGAGUUGGAUAUGCUGGACCUUGCCUAUGGAUUGACAGAAACGUCUCGACUGGGGUGCCAGAUCUGUUUGCAGAAAUCCAUGAACAAUAUGGUGGUCCGAGUCCCAGAAGCCACUGCUGAUGCCAGGCAAUCUGUAGACAUUGGCAAGAACCCUUAAAAAUAUGUAGUACGUCUGUUUGCAAAAGUGGAUUAUUUUUAUAACUUAUUUCUAUAUGUUUAAUGAUAAGUAAAAACAUACACAAAUAUGCAGUAACGUCGAGGCUGUCAGGAUGAGAUGGUCAUGUUUAAUUUUCUUUAUCAAAGUCAGCCGUAUGUUCUUGUCAUUCUGAAAUAGGCGGAUGCCUAGAAAUGAACUGUGGAAUGUCAUGCACAAUGCAGUGGUUUUUCUUAUAGAGGAAUACUGCCUUUUGUCCUUCAUUUUAAAUGUCAGAUGUUUUCUCACUGCUGAAGCAGUCAGUCUUUUUUAAAUAUAGUUUUAUUUCUUUCUUUUGAAGUUCUAAGGGGCUGCAAAUUCAGUGUCGGUAUACUUCAUACUGUGUUUGAGAUAAAUGGAAGUAGAAGCACUGAAAGGUGCUGUAAUCCACAUGAAUUUCAUCCCUUCGCUGGAUUGAUGGAGCCAGUGUCAUAGUAUUUGUUUGUCUCCGAUGAGAUUGGAGUCUCAUGAGAUUUGAGAGUUUGGAGUCAUUCCUAUAAUGCCAUGGUAUGACCCCCUUCUACAGUGUACUAUUUCAAGUGGGCAGCCUUGGUUUGACAUUGAAAACAUAUAUGUCUGUGCCCUCUGUAUGUGGUUCACUCUCAGUUGAUGUUUUGGUUGGGCAGUCAGCAGUAUGUAUGAACACAAGUCUUCCCACAAAUCAAGUCCUCUGAAAUGGAAGCCCUUUGGAAAAAAGAGUUCUGUGCGUAACGGUAUUAAGUGCUGAGUGCCUUUGCUACCUGUAGCAUUUAGAUAUACCUACCCAUAUAAAUUUUUAAAUGUAUUUUUAUUAAGCUCCAUAUUUCUAGCCAUCACAAAGAAAAAUAAUGCAACAGCGUCCUUAGUUCAAAAUGACUUCGCACAUUUUGUAAAAGCACACAUCAGUUUGGACUUGUUUAAAAAAAUAAAUGCUUUUGCCACAUGCAACACUUGCCUUAUUCCCAUUUCUCAAAUUCAGCAAAUCGCUGUUUGCUUUGGGUAUACCCUUCUGAAUUUGAACCUCCACCAUCUGUACGAUGGGGAACAGGGCUGGGGUCAUUAAAAAUAUUACAUACAAACACAUGUUAAUCAGUCCCCACCACCAUCACUCCAUCAAUUUGGAGAGCCAGUUUGGUUUAGUGGUUAAGUGUGUGGACUCUUAUCUGGGAGAACUGGGUUUGAUUCCCCACUCCUCCACUUGCACCUGCUAGCAUGGCCUUGGGUCAGCCAUAGCUCUGGCAGAGGUUGUCCUUGAAAGGGCAACUGCUGGAAGAGCCCUCUCCAGCCCCACCCACCUCAUGGGGUGUCUGUUGUGGGGGAGGAAGGUAAAGGAGAUUGUGAGCCGCUCUGAGACUCUUUGGAGUGGAGGGUGGGAUAUAAAUCCAAUAUCAUCUUCAUCAUCAUCAUGAAACCAACUGUAGUAGCAUUUAAUUCUAUCAUUCUUUAUGAUAGGAAGCUCAGUGAUCAAUCGCCUAUCAGAGAGGCAGUACAAAGGGAGCAUCUAAGGCCAGGUCAGGAUUUCUACAUACUUGAGGGAUUUCCUUAUACAGAGUUUUUUUUUUGUUUUUAAAAGACACCUCAAGUAGCCUGGUGAAGGCAGAAAUUCCUCCUUGCCCUCCUGGAGUCAUAAGCAUGCAAUUGCAUAUCUCUUGGAGAAGACCCAGAAGUGGGGGAGAAGGAGAAAGUGUCCCAUUCUGGCCUCUGACAAUAUCCUGGUGAGAUGGUCAAUCCCUCACCUGACUCUUCUGUGCCUCAUAGGGAGGGAGAGGCGAUAGCGAGAAAGCACCAGUGUGAGUAGUAGCAUUGUCAGACUAGGGUAGAUUUGGGUUCAUAAUUCCCACUCUGCUAUAAAACUCACUGAGUGGCCUUGGGCCAAUCAUGAGCUCUCAGUAUAACCUACUGCACAGGGUGGCCAUGAAGAUAAACCUGAAGAAAAAGACCACAUAUUCCACCCCGAGCAUAGAUAAAGUGCUACCUUUCCCAUUGCACCUGUUGGUUUGGGGGCAAGACACCCAAAUCCCUGCACUCCACAUUAGUGAUAGCUUAGGACUAGGUGAGAGGGAAUCUUCUUGUCUAUCUCCAGAACUCACUAUUUUUAACACUGCUUUUGUUGCAUGUGUCUAAAUUCCCAAUUAUUUUCUGAUCUCUUCCCGGCAGUUCCUUCCAGACCCUCAUCUUCUUCUAGCUAAACAUAAUGUUUAAUACUGGCAUUCAGCCAGUUCUCUUCUUUAGACUUUUUGAUCUUGUGAUUGUUUUUGCGUAAUGACUGGAUUUCCCUUAAAACUGUCACGAGAUCUGUACUUCCAGGACUGAUCUGUUGGGCGCUUCUUGAAGGCUUUGCCUUGCAGCUGUCAGCUUGUGCAACACACUGUUGUUCUGUUAAGGCCUUUUGCCCUUAAUCCUGUGCAGGAUAUUUUUUUUUAUUGGAUAGUGUCCUGUAUGAAAGAACACAGUUAUUGGUUAGUUUGCUGUGCCCCAGGGCACAUGAAAUUUAACAAGCGGAGGGAAGUUCGUUAAGAAAUGGUCCCCAAGAGUUUGCUGCCAAGUUCCUCCACUGAUUUGUGAGGACAGUGUGGUCAAAUACUGAAAAGCAAGUCACUGACUUAUCCUGCUUUCUUCUCUCCCUUAUUUGAUAUGAAGGGAGUUUUUAUAGCAGGAACUCAUUUGUAUAUUAGGCCACACCCCUUGAUGUAACCACUCCUCCAAGAGCUUACAGGGCUCUUACUACAGGGCCUACUGUAAGCUCCAGGAGGAUUGGCUACAUCGGGGUGAGGCCUAAUAUGCAAAGGAGUUCCUGCUACAAAAAAAGCCCUGUAUUAAAGUACUUGCUUUCUCCAGUGCCAGUCAAAGCAAUGUGCCCAGGUCCAGGGCAUGCUCUUUCAUUUCAUGCGUUCUUUUUGAACCACAAUUCUAUUGAUGUCUCAUUAAACCAAAUCAGUUGCAAAAUAACAUACAUAGGAAGUUUAAUAACAGGCAUUUUAGCAUGGUACCUUCCAGCAAAGUUGUCCUGGGCUUCCAUUUUUUAAAUUUGGGCACAGUACACUUUAUGUUAACCAGGUUCAUAAAGACCUUUCCAAGCUCAGUAGCUUUCCUGUAAAUGUUAGUGAUUCACCUACUUACGGAAGUCCGCACGGAUGUAUAUAUUUUUCAUUGUUAAAACAAAUCAGCAAAUAAAUCCUUUUAUAUUUUCUAAGAGCA
Heteronotia binoei (common prickly gecko) is the source of this 3996-nucleotide messenger RNA. RefSeq names its product ferredoxin 1 (gene FDX1). Gene Ontology annotation, molecular function: 2 iron, 2 sulfur cluster binding. Gene Ontology annotation, biological process: positive regulation of oxidoreductase activity; P450-containing electron transport chain. Gene Ontology annotation, cellular component: mitochondrion. Lineage: Eukaryota; Metazoa; Chordata; Lepidosauria; Squamata; Gekkonidae. The transcript is spliced from 4 exons. The coding region runs from base 274 to 783 and encodes 169 amino acids. The record is from RefSeq and is a predicted model, not a curated record.